AGCUCCUCACUACCAUCUCAUGUCCCUUCAUCUUUACAAUCUCACCCUAGAGGAUCCUCAGAAUAUAAAUGAGUCCAUAGUUGGUCAGUUUAGCGGCACGAAAUCACAAGAGAUCGCUGUUAACAAGUCAAAUAUCCUCGAGAUCUACAGGUUGAACCUUGAGACUAUCAAACUAGAAUUGAUAGCCAGUAGCAGGUUAUUUAGUAUAAUUAGAUCAAUAAAAGCAUUCAAGUUAACUGGUUCAAAAAAGGAUUUCAUCGUUGUAUCCUCAGAUUCUGGUAAACUCACAGUUUUGGAAUUAGUGGGCGACAAACUCGUCGUUUUACACUCUGAAACCUAUGGUAAAACUGGUGUUAGGAGAAUAAUACCAGGUCAAUUCCUUACAUGCGAUCCAAAAGGCAGAUCACUCAUGAUUGCCUCACUCGACAAGUCCAAGUUGGUAUACAUCCUUAACAGAGAUAAUCAAGCAAAUCUCACCAUAUCCUCACCCUUGGAAGCUAAUAGAAACAAUUCAAUCACCCAUCAUAUCACCGCUGUCGACACUGGUUACGAGAAUCCUCAAUUCGCUGCAUUGGAGACUGACUAUGAGGAAAUAGAUCAGGAUCCAACUGGAGAAGCUCUCAUAAAUAGCAAUAAGCUGAUUACCUUUUAUGAACUUGACUUAGGUCUCAAUCAUGUCGUCAAAAAAUGGUCAGAACCUACCGAUCCUAAAGCUAACAUGCUUAUACAAGUGCCUGGUGGCCAAUCAGCAUCUACAGAUACAUUUGAUGGUCCUUCUGGUGUUCUUAUUUGCACCGUCGAUUAUCUCAUUUGGUAUAGACCAGAAUCAGAAUCUCAUAGAGUUCCAAUUCCAAAGAGAAGCCACCCAUUAGAAAACAAUACAUCUGACGGCACCAUUAUCAUAUCAGCAGUUCUUCAUAAGAUGAAGGGUGCAUUCUUCUUUCUUUUGCAAUCUGAACAAGGUGAUUUGUUCAAAUUGACAAUGGAGCUUAACGGUGAAGACGUUAUUAGUUUACGCAUAAAAUACUUUGAUACAAUUCCACCAUCUAACUCAAUCAACAUUCUUAAAUCCGGUUAUUUAUUUGCAUCUAGUGAAUUCUCAAACCAUAAUCUCUAUCAAUUCCAAAAGCUCGGUGACGAUGACAACGAACUGGAAUAUUCUUCCUCAAGUUACGAAAAUAAUGGUAUGCCAUCAUUGGAGAACCCAUUACCAAUAGAAUCAGCUUACUUUACACCACGUGGGCUUGAUAAUUUGGUUCCAGUUGAUGAAAUUCAGUCUCUUGCUCCAAUACUUGAUGCCAAAGUGCAAUCUAUAUAUGCAGGUGAUACACCACAAAUAUAUACAGCAUCUGGUGUUGGCUCACGCUCUAGUUUACGAGUGAUGAGGCAUGGUUUGGACGUAAUUGAGGCUGUUAGCUCUGAACUGCCUGCACCACCUAACGGUAUCUGGACACUAAAGCAGAACGCUCAAGAUAUGUACGAUUCAUUGAUUGUACUCUCUUUCGUCAACGGUACAUUAGUUUUAGGUAUAGGGGAAUCAAUCGAGGAAGUAUCUGAUACCGGUUUGGCCACAUCAGUUUCUACACUCUCAGUUGAUCAACUCGGUGAAGACAGCAUGAUCCAAGUCUUCCCUCAAGGCAUAAGGCACAUUCUUAAUGACAAACGUGUGAAUGAGUGGAAGUCACCAUCAGAUACAUAUAUUACAGCGUCAACAACAAAUUCACGUCAAGUAUGUGUUGCUUUAUCAAACGGUGAAUUAGUAUACUUUGAAAUGGACAAUGAAGGGCAGCUUAAUGAGUUCCAAGAACGUAAGAGUAUGGAAUCAACAGUUACAACGAUGUCAAUAGGAGAGGUUCCACAAGGCAGGCAACGUUGUCCAUACCUCGCGUUGGGAUGUGAUGACCAAACUAUUAGAAUAGUAUCACUCGAUCCUGAAAAUACGCUUGAAGUGGUGUCUGUUCAAGCAGUAACAGCUCAGCCAUCAUCAAUAUGUGUUGCUGAAAUCCUCGAUAAGAGUCUAGACAAGUAUAAUCCAACCUUGUUCGUCAAUAUCGGUUUAGCGAAUGGUGUUCUCUUGCGUACAGUUUUAGACACCGUAAAUGGUAGCUUGGCAGACACGAGAACACGUUUCUUGGGAGCAAAGCCAGUAGUUUUGCGUAGAGUCACGGUUGAUAAACAACAAGCUGUCAUGGCGUUAUCAACUAGAACCUUCUUGAACUACGCCCAUGGUGAUCAAAUGUACUUUACACCACUCCUUUAUGAACCCUUAGAUCAAGUCAGCUCAUUCAAUGCAGAACUUUGCCCUGAUGGAUUGAUCGGUAUUAGCGAUACAGUGUUGAGAAUAUUCACAUUACCUAAUGUCGGUCAGAGGAUGAAACAAGACAGCGUUGCAUUAUCGUACACACCUAGAAAAAUACUCUUGCAUCCUACUGCCCCACUCUUCUUGACGAUUGAAAGUGAUCAUCGUACAAUUAGCAGAGAAAGACAAGCUGAAUUGCUCACUAGUAAAGGAUACAAUCCAGAGGAGCACAACUUUGACGCCGUUCAAUUUGGUAAUGUCCGCAUGGAAGCUGGAAAUUGGGCAAGUUGCGUGAGAAUGAUUGAUCCAGUCACACUUACGACUGUCAAUAAAGUAGAAUUGGACAAUAAUGAAGCAGCAUUCAGUGCGGCAUUUGUACAAUGGGCUGGGCACGAAGAUGAAACCCAUCUUGUUGUCGGUACAGCCAAAGAUCGUAUGAUGAUGCCUCAAUCACACAAAGAAGCAUAUUUAAGAGUAUACAAAGUUACCCAAGAUAGCCAACUGGAGUUGCUCCAUAAGACUGAUAUUGACGAUGUUCCUUACGCAAUUCACGCAUUCAAGGGCCGCCUGUUGGCGGGUGUCGGCAAGGCUUUGCGGUUGUACGAUCUCGGUAAAAAGAGACUACUCCGUAAAUGCGAGAAUAAGUCAUUUGCAGCAGGUAUUGUCAAUUUGAAUGUAGUUGGGUCAAGAAUAUACGUCGGAGACAUGCAAGAAUCGGUGUCAUUUGCGGUUUACAAAGCACCGGAAAACAGAUUAUUAGUUUUCGCUGAUGACAUUAUGUCAAGAUGGACGACAACUGCAACACCUGUUGACUACGAUACCGUUGCAGGUGGAGAUAAAUUUGGUAAUAUUUUCAUUACACGUGUUGACAAAUCGACAUCUGAAUGGGUAGACGAAGACGAAAGUGGUGGUGGUCUUCUUCAUGCAAGAGGUUUAUAUCACGGUGCACCAAAUAGGUCUAAAUUGCUUGCACACUUCUACGUUGGUGAUAUCGUUACAAGCAUAACAAAAUCACAAUUGAGUGCUGGUGGUAGAGAUGUUCUCGUAUAUACAUGUUUACACGGUACUGUUGGAAUGAUAAUACCAUUCGCUAGCAAGGACGAUAUUGAAUUUAUGUCAACGUUAGAAUUGCAUAUGCGUCAAGAGUCACCUAGUUUAGUUGGAAGGGAUCAUCUCGGAUUUAGAAGUUAUUACAUUCCAUGCAAAGCUUUCGUUGAUGGAGACUUAUGUGAACUUUACGCAAGUCUACCUGUGACUAAGCAGCAAGCAAUUGCGAACGAAUUGGAUAGAACAUCUGGAGAAGUACUCAAAAAGAUUGAAAGUCUGAGAUCAGCAGCAGGUUUCUAAAAUGAUUUAAUUUAUA
This is a messenger RNA of Wallemia mellicola CBS 633.66, 3662 nucleotides long. RefSeq lists its product as hypothetical. Gene Ontology annotation, cellular component: nucleus; U2 snRNP. Gene Ontology annotation, biological process: mRNA splicing, via spliceosome. Gene Ontology annotation, molecular function: U2 snRNA binding; protein binding. Bases 20 to 3646 code for a protein of 1208 amino acids. NCBI's taxonomy places the organism in Eukaryota, Fungi, Basidiomycota, Wallemiomycetes, Wallemiales, Wallemiaceae. The record is from RefSeq and is a predicted model, not a curated record. The transcript is spliced from 4 exons.